Messenger RNA from Vespa velutina, 8816 nucleotides. Its product is annotated as transcription elongation factor SPT6-like. Lineage: Eukaryota; Metazoa; Arthropoda; Insecta; Hymenoptera; Vespidae. Gene Ontology annotation, molecular function: nucleosome binding; histone binding; DNA binding. The record is from RefSeq and is a predicted model, not a curated record. Gene Ontology annotation, biological process: transcription elongation by RNA polymerase II; positive regulation of transcription elongation by RNA polymerase II; nucleosome organization. The transcript has 13 exons. Gene Ontology annotation, cellular component: transcription elongation factor complex. Bases 729 to 5993 code for a protein of 1754 amino acids.
AAAAAGAAAAACAUUUCAAAAUGUUUUCAUAUACACAACAAAUGUGAAGAAAUUUGUGUAUCAUAAACAAAUAUUAAACUUUUUGAAUAUGAAUAAUAAAACAAGUAUCUCAAUGCGCAUAUAUUAUAUGCCAAAUAAAAUUUGUCGAAAACAAUAUUUUGACAAUCAAAGACCAAGAAUUUGGAGAAUAUAUUCUCUUGUAUUUUUGAAUACGUCAAUCAUCAUUGAGAGGCCAAUCAAUGUUGGAGAAAGUAUUUACAGAGUUUCAAGUUUAUAAGUUUAGCAUAUUGUUCGAAGUUUAAACCAAUGAGAAGACUACUGCUUAGUGAUGCCGCUUCCGAUUGCGAACGACCAAUCAGCAUCAUUCGUAAUUCCAGUGCUUUCAUCGUCAACCGCGUUUGUAUUCGUGUAGCGAAUUGGAAGUGGGACACAGACACAUUUCGAUAAAAGGACUCAAUGGGAAUGGACGAACGUUGGGAUCACAGUACAUUAUUGACAAGAGUGCAUGUUCUCGUAUAUCUUUUUAUUAAGUCUUUUUAAAUAAAAAUAUAGAAACGAACUAUAUUCAUAAUCAGUGAAAUAUUCACUUUUCAUAACCACGUGAUCUUCUAAGCACGUUAACAAAUCGACACAAUAGGAGCUUCUUCAAAAUUUACAGCUUCUUCGAAAAUUCUUUUCGAAUUUGCCUUAUAUUUGCAACUCAUUUUUGAGAUAUCCUUUCUUCAAAAAUGGCAGACUUUUUAGAUUCUGAAGCGGAAGAAAGCGAGGAGGAGGAGGAACUUGAUCAAAAUGAGAAAAAGAAGCUCAAAAAAAUAAAAGCUGUCGAAGAAAGUGACGAAGAAGAUGAAGAUGACGAAGAAGAAGUCCAAGACUUGAUUGAUGAUAAUCCAAUAGAAGAAGAAAGUGAUGGAGAGGACAGUGAUACUUCUGGUGGUACAAAAAAGAGAAAAAAGAGUGAUGAUGAAGAUUUUGAUGAUCGACUGGAGGAAGAAGAUUAUGAUUUGAUAGAAGAAAACUUGGGUGUCAAACUUGAAAGAAAACGCAGAUUUAAACGUCUAAGAAGAAUACAAGAUGAAGAAUCAGAAGAUGAACAGGAAAAGGAACCAGAAGAAGAGCGAGAUGCUAUUGCAACUGAAUUAUUUGAAGGCUCUGGUGAUGAAGAAGAACGACGAAGUGAACGUAGUCAUAGACCAGAAGUGGAGACACUUGAUGAAGAAGGAAGUGAAGGUGAUGAUGAUAUGAAUGAUUUUAUUGUCGAUGAGGAUGGAAGAUCUCUUGCAGAAAAACGUAUGAAAAAGAAACCAAUAUUCUCAGAUGCUGCACUACAAGAAGCACAAGAUAUUUUUGGGGUAGAUUUUGAUUUUGAUGAGUUUGGUAAAUUUGGAGAAGAAGAUUAUGAAGAAGAAGAAGAAGAAGAAGAAGAAGAUGAAUAUUUGGAUGAUGAUGUUGAUGAAAGACCAAGAAGACCAAAGAAACAAUUUAAAAAGAAAAGCACAAGGAAAAGUAUUUUUGAAAUAUAUGAGCCAAGUGAGCUGAAGAGAGGUCAUUUCACAGACUUAGAUAAUGAGAUUCGUAAUACAGACAUUCCCGAACGAAUGCAACUUCGUUCUGUUCCCUUUACACCUGUAGCUGAAGGUUCUGAUGAAUUAGAUCUUGAAGCAGAAUGGAUAUAUAAACAAGCAUUUUGCCGACCUACCAUCUCUGUUCAAGAUGCUCACUUAAAUGAAGAAGCUAAAGAAAGAGCUAAGAAAGGUCCACAAACUAUUGGGAAAAUCAAAAAAGCUUUAGAUUUUAUGUGCAAUCAAAAUUUUGAGGUCCCUUUCAUCUCAUUUUAUAGAAAAGAAUACGUACUUCCAGAGCUAAAUAUCAAUGAUUUAUGGAAAGUAUAUAAAUUUGAUGCCAAAUGGUGUCAGUUACGUCAACGAAAAGAAAAUUUAUUAAAAUUAUUUAAAAAGAUGAGAAAUUAUCAGUUGGAUGAAAUUAUGAAAAAUCCUGAUGCUCCAUUACCUGAUAAUGUGAGAGUAAUAAAAGAUGAUGACAUUGAACGUCUUAAAAAUAUUCAAACAAGCGAAGAAUUAAAUGAUGUUUAUCAACAUUUUAUGCUUUAUUAUAGUCAUGAGAUACCAGCUAUGCAGGAAGUUGUACGUCAGAAAGAAAGAGAAGCCCGUCGUGAAGCUAGAAUCCAAAAGAGAAAACAACAAAUCGCUGAAGCAGAAGAAAAUGGUGAAAAUCCUCCAGAAGAAGAUAUAGAAGCAGCAGAAGAGGAAGAAGAACCAGAUGAAACAUUAAAACAAGCAGUGAGAAGUGGACCUUACUCUACAUGUAGAAAAGCAGGCUUAGAUGCUCUUGCUAAAAAGUUUGGUCUUACUCCUGAACAUUUUGCAGAAAAUCUUCGUGAUAAUUAUCAACGUCACGAAGUGGAUCAGGAACCUACAGAACCCAUUACGGUUGCAAAUGAUUUUUGUAGUUUAAGAUUCAAAACCCCAGAUGAAAUUCUCAAAGCUGCACAAUUAAUGGUUGCAAUGCAGUUGGCACGUGAACCAUUAGUACGCAAAUGUGUCAGAGAAAUGUAUAUGGAAAGAGCAAAGAUAUCAAUAAGACCUACAAAGAAAGGUAUUAAAGAAAUAGAUGAGAACCAUCCUAUAUACUCUAUGAAAUAUCUUAAAGACAAGCCGGUGCGUGAUCUUGUGGGAGAUCAGUUUUUAAAAUUGAUUAUAGCUGAAACAGACAAACUUAUUACUAUUUCGCUUAGUGACACAAUAGAAGGAAAUACAACAAGCAAUUAUGUUGAUGAAAUGAAGCAGCUUUAUUAUAGAGAUGAAUUCAGCAAAAAUGUUCAAGAUUGGAAUGCUUUAAGAGUUGGAAGUGUAGAAAUGGCUCUGAAUCGUAUGGUAAUACCACUUUUGAAAAAAGAAUUGAGAACAAAUCUUGUUAUAGAAGCAAAGGAAUGUGUAAUGAGAGCAUGUUGUCGUAAAAUGUAUAAUUGGAUUAAAGUAGCUCCAUAUACUUGUGAAUUCCCUGAAGAAGAAGAUGAAGAAUGGGACACAAGUAAAGGUCUUCGAGUGAUGGGUUUAGCUUAUGUACCUGAUUAUUCUCAAGCUGCUUUUACGUGCAUAGUUUCUGCUGAUGGUGAAUGUACAGAUUAUGUAAGAUUACCACAUUUGCUGAAGAGAAAAAAUAGUUUUAGGGAAGAUGAAAAAGUCAUGAAAGAAGCUGAUUUAUUAGCACUUAAAAAUUUUAUUGCAACAAAAAAACCUCAUGUAGUUGUCAUAGGUGGUGAAUCAAGAGAAGCAUUAAUGAUAGCAUCUGAUGUAAAGGAAUGUAUUUCGAAUCUAAUGGAGGAUGAACAAUUUCCCGGCAUUCAAGUUGAGAUAUGUGAAAAUGAACUUGCUAAGAUUUAUUCCAAUAGUAAUAAAGGUAUAUCUGAAUUUAGAGAUUACCCGGAAUUACUACGACAAGCUAUAUCUUUAGCAAGAAGAAUGCAGGAUCCUUUAGUAGAAUUUUCUCAAUUAUGUACUGCAGAUGAAGAAAUACUAUGCCUUAAAUAUCAUCCAUUACAAGAUCAGCUUCUUAAGGAAGAGCUUUUAGAAAAUUUGUAUUUAGAAUUUGUAAAUAGAGUAAAUGAAGUUGGUGUUGAUGUUAAUAAGGCUGUGCAACAAGCUUAUUCAGGAAAUUUAGUACAAUUUAUAUGUGGCUUGGGUCCUAGAAAAGGGCAAGCAUUAAUUAAAAUAUUGAAACAAACUAAUCAAAGAUUGGAAAAUAGAACACAACUUGUAACAGCCUGUCAUAUGGGACCUAAAGUGUUUAUCAAUUGUGCUGGCUUUAUAAAAAUUGACACAAAUAGUUUAGGAGACAGUACAGAAGCAUACGUAGAAGUAUUAGAUGGUUCAAGAGUGCAUCCUGAAACAUAUGAAUGGGCAAGAAAAAUGGCAGUAGAUGCUUUGGAAUAUGAUGAUGAGGAUGCAAAUCCAGCUGGUGCUUUAGAAGAAAUUCUAGAAUCACCAGAAAGAUUGAAAGAUUUAGACUUGGAUGCAUUUGCAGAAGAAUUAGAAAGACAAGGCUUUGGCAAUAAAUGCGUUACAUUGUAUGAUAUUAGAGCUGAAUUAAAUUCUAGAUAUAAAGAUUUACGUAUACUAUAUCAAUCUCCAAGUCCAGAAAAAUUAUUUGAUAUAUUAACUAAAGAAACACCUGAAACAUUCUAUAUAGGUAAAUUGGUGUUAGCAACAGUGGUUGGUAUAAGUCAUAGAAAACCACAAGGAGAACAAUUAGAUCAAGCCAAUCCAGUCAGAAAUGAUGAAACUGGUUUAUGGCAGUGUCCAUUCUGUCUUAAGAAUGAUUUUCCUGAGCUUUCAGAAGUGUGGAAUCAUUUUGAUGCAGGAGCUUGUCCAGGAAAGGCUACAGGUGUAAGAUUAAGAUUAGACAAUGGAAUAUCUGGCUAUAUUCAUAUUAAAAAUUUAUCUGAUAAGCAUGUUGCUAAUCCUGAAGAAAGAGUAAGCAUAGGCCAAGUAAUUCACUGCCGCAUUAUCAAAAUCGAAGUAGAACGUUUUAGUGUGGAAUGUACGAGCAAAAGCAGCGAUCUCGCGGACAAAAAUCAUGAGUGGAGGCCACAAAGGGAUCUUUAUUAUGAUACAGAGACACACGAUCAAGACGUAAAGAUAGAAGAGGAUGCUAAGAAAGUGAAACAACGUCAGACAUACGUAAAACGUGUUAUUAUACAUCCAUCUUUCCAUAAUAUUAGUUUUGCAGAAUCAGAGAAGUUAAUGCAAAAUAUGAAACAAGGAGAAGGCAUAAUAAGGCCAAGCAGUAAAGGUGCCGAUCACUUGACUGUAACGUGGAAAGUAACAGAUAAUAUUUAUCAACACAUUGAUGUAAGAGAAGAAGGCAAAGAAAACGCAUUUUCCUUGGGACAUAGUUUAUGGAUAGGUAAUGAAGAAUUUGAAGAUCUAGAUGAAAUAAUUGCUAGACACGUCAAUCCAAUGGCUGCAUAUGCUUCGGAAUUAUUAGAUUUUAAAUAUUAUAAAGCAAAUGUGGAAGGUGUAAAAGAUAAAGCCGAAGAUAUAUUGAAAGAACAAAAGAAACAAAAUCCAGGAGGAAUUCCAUAUAUUAUAUCUGCAGCUAAGAAUUAUCCAGGAAAAUUCCUCCUUUCAUAUUUACCCAGAAUUCGAUGCCGUCAUGAAUACGUUAGCGUUUCACCAGAUGGCUUUAAAUUUAGAGGACAAAUGUUUAGUAGAGUUAAUGAUUUAUUCCGUUGGUUCAAAGAACAUUUUCGAGAUCCAAUACCUGGCCAAUCUACACCAGGUACUCCACAUGGUGCUUUGACUUCCAGGACACCGUAUCACACUACACCUGGUGCAGUUACAGGAAUGAAUCAAGAUGCAAUACAAAGAGUGGCACAAAAUUUACCACAUCAUAUGUUGCAUUCCUUGUCGCAAGUAGCAAAUCAGACACCACAUCAUUAUCCACCACAUACUCCAGGGGCAGCUAGUACCACAGCUUAUGGUGGAAUACAUACGUAUCCAAAUACACCUUAUACUCCUUCUGGACAAACUCCAUUCAUGACUCCAUAUCAAACACCCCAUCAUACUCCACAUCACGCGCAACAAACGUCAAACCAUCAUCAAGGUCAAUUCUUACAUCCAGUAUCGUCUUCGAUACCAUCUGUAACUCAAAGAUCAAUGCGAUCUCACAGACCUACUCCAUCUAUGUCUACACCCUCAUCUGGAGAUGCCAUGGAUUGGAGUAAAGCAGCAGAAGCAUGGGCUCGUUUGAAACAAUCCACUCCACGAGGAUCUGGCAGCACUCCAAGGUAUGAGGAAUCUAGGAAAACACCAAGAAAUUAUGAAGAUUCCACUGGAAGGACAACUCCAAGAAAUAGAACUCCGUCUAAUCGUACGCCAUCGUAUAAAUCACCACGAGGCACACCAUUUACCAAUUCUAGUCCACGAAGUAUGUCUCUUAGUGGAGAUGGUACUCCUUUAUACGACGAAAGUUAACCCAUUAAGGUUAAGAUUAAAUUAAAUCAUGGAUUAACGAAUGAUUAAUAUGUACAAUUGGUAUAGACCUUCAUACAUUUUUCAUGUAUUUUAUAUAAUGGCGAAUGGUGAUGUAUGUGUAUAAAUGUGUGCGUGUGUGUAAAAUAUACUAUAUAAUAAAAAAAAUUUUAAUCGUAAAUAAUAAUUAUUGGUUUUCUCAACUAUUUCUUUAUUUUAAUUAAUAUUUUACUCUAAUUCUAAUUCGUCUGUAUAUAAUGCUUUAUUUAUUAUGAAAGUACUUUAAGAUAUAAAAUGGAAAGAACGUUGUCUUCAUGGAAAAUCAUCAAAACCAGUUUUCUACCUCUUUUCCAUAUUUGGAAACACAUUUUUAAAGCCUGUAUAGAGAUACAACGGUCACUACUACCCACGCGUUCAAGCUUUCGUUAUAAGAGGCGCAGACAUGAUUCAUCCGGAAUGAAUUUUUUUUUGGUAAUUCAACCGUUAACUGCUAUGAAAAAAUACAAUAGUUUUUAUUCUCCAGUAUAAACAUGAGAAAAAUGUAAAUAAAAUGUAGAUUUCAAAACAGUUAUCAAACAUAAUAUAUUAUAGUUUAAGAGAAAAAGGAAAUAUUUUUCAAAUGUUUUUACGUAUAACAAUUUGUGAAGAAAUUUGUUUAAUAAAAACAAAUAUAAAACUCUUCGAGUAUGAAUAAAAAGAAAACAAUCGUUUCAAUGCGCAUGUAUUAUACGCGAAAGAAAAGUCGUUGAAAACGUAACGUUUUGACAAUCAAAGAGCAAGAACUUAGAGAAUUAUCUCCUGCUGAGUUCUUGAAUACAUCAAUCAUCAUUGAGAGACAGAAAUCAUUUCGCGCGUAGAAACAACGUCGGUCGAAGUGUUUACCGCGUAUCAAGUUUAUACGUUUAACAUAUCAUUCGAAAUUCAAACGGGCCAAUGAAAAUAAGAGUGUUCAGUAGUGCCAUUCCCGAUGGCGUUACGAUCGCGGACAUUGACCAAUUGGGGUCGUUCGUAUUUCCAGAGCUUUCAUCGGUAAUCGCAUGUGUGUUCGUACGUGUAGCGAAUCGGAGGGCAACAGUGGGACACACGAUAAAAGCAGCCAGCGGAGACGGACCAACGUUCAGAUCACAGUGCAUUAUUGACGAGAGUGUGUGCAGUUUCUUCUUUAUUUUUCAUUAUAAAAAAAAAAACCACAAUUAUCUCGACGAAGCGAGCUUCAUCAUAAUUCAUCUUUACCGUUGAAAUAAUAAUUUCAAAAGGUAAACACCUAGCUAUGGCUACCGCAGCAGAAUCACCCGUCACCAACGAAUGUGACGGUAGGAACACACCCUAAAGACUGCAGAAAACAUUGCGCGGAUAGUCGCUGCGAGGAGAGAGGGGGAGAAGGUCAGAGCCCUCUAUUGGUGUCCUCGGAGGAGUGCAGGCUACGUUUUACCGUGGCAACUGCAGUACGAGUCGACUGCUGCAGUGGUUGUACGAGUUAGCCUAUGCCUGUCUCUGCUUGCUUACUUGCUUUUCAGGGGUUCUCAUCCUUCAGCUAGAAUGGACCACAGAAAAUGUCGUUAACCUUUAUCGAUUCGUUAUCAACUACUUGCUUUCCCAGUCACCUUCGGCGAUAUUAUUAACGAACACAUAGAUGUUACAUGAACCGAAGUUAUCUUCAUAGCUGACCUUUCAUAUCUUUGAUCUCGAUCUAAAAAUCUAGAAUCAAAGGAGGAAUAGAAAACGAAGAAAUUAAAUUAAAUAUUCGUCCACGAAUAAAAGGAAUGAUAACUUUUUUCAACUUUAGAACAGAAUAUCGAAUUGAUUUCAAAGACUAGGUAUAUAUCGGCCGCGUUAAAUGGAAUUCAAGACGAAUGCUGCGGUUCUGGCACGACUCUUUCGAGGGGUCUCAGCUGCUGAAAGUGAGACGUGUAUCGAUCGUAGGAACCAGAAAUAAAGACUAAGGAAAAGAAAGAAUGAGAUAUCCGGCAUUACGUUCUGAACGUGACAAAGUCGAGUUAGAUAGUUUGACGCUUAACAUUCUGAAAGUGUACCGUUUUUAUAUUGUUCAAUUUAUCAAAUUGUUCUUUUCAUAUCAUAUUUUAUUAUAAAUUAUCAUAUAAAUCUUUUAACUUUGUUUUUUAAGAUUCGUAAAUCUAUUAAAGUCAAAUAUAUUAGAAUAUUAUCUUUUAUUUCUAUCGAAAAUAACAGAGCUUCUGGUCCUGCUAUACAAAGAAACUUGUAAGUUCCCCUCCAUUUAAAAACGAGUCAGCGUGAUAAAAAUGUGUAACCUUACUGAACGACAAGACACAUCUCUCUUUUUCUUUUCUUGUUCUGACUGCUCUCCCAAGUUUUUCAACGGUUCAUUGCUUUAUGGAAUCCAAUUAAACGCUAACAUUAAAGAAAAUGUACGCUAUUAAUUAAAGAAAAUGUACUAGUUCGUUGAUGUUGUUAUUGUUUGUAUGUAUUUUCUAUUGUUUUUAUUACGUUGUUCUUGAUCAUUCUUGGGAGUCUUCGUUGACUACAACGAUAGUCACGAAUAAUUUCCCAUGAUUGCAUGAUCUACCUAACUCCAUUUUGUUUACAUAAUUCAAUCGAUCUAUUGGGUAUUGACGAAUGGGAAAGCAAGCAAGCAAAUGAACAAACAAAAAAUGAAGUGGUUUUAUAAGCCUAACCUAUUUUUUGUAGCUUUACUUUACUCAAAAGAACUCAGAUAAUUCGAACUAAUUUAAUAUAAAUGCUAAAGUAGGCUAAUCUAAUUGAGAACAGAGAACAUUUUAUAACGUAGGUAAAUACUUUUUGCAUAAAUGUUUUUACAAAUGUUUCGAUAAAUUGAUUUACACGCAA